AUGAAGUAUACACGAGAGUCGCUUGGCCCGAGGCGGUUUUCCCUGAGGAAGCUGAAGGACAGCUCCCAGACUUCGUCGGAGGCUUGCGAGAGGCUGCGCGCGCACAUGGCUCUUCGCAUGCCUGCUUCGAGGGCAGCCGCUACGAGUGCCUCGGCAGAGGCGAAUAUGGAUCAGAGCGACGGCGAGAGCGAGAAUUUCUCAGCAAUGGGUAAGAUUUUCGAGAGUCAUCCUGCCGGGACAGACAGCCAGCUGCUCACCGGGCAUAUUGCCAGCCACCGUCGUGGAAAGAGUCGCGACAUGAGCAUAUCAGGGAAGGACGGAAAGACGUUGGUCGAUGCUCUGGUUGCUUCCCGCCCGAAGCUCGGAGAGUUUGAGAGACUCACCUUCGUCGACACUUGGAAGCUGGACGAUCCUCAGAGUAUGCGUCGCAUCGGAGUUCAUCCGCAGAUAUUGAAGGCAUCUGCAGAGAAUCGCCUCCCCGACAUCGCUGACUAUCUCUGUCGGGCCGCGAUGCACUUCCAGUUGCCAAGCGUCGCGCCAAGGCAGGAUAACCGCACCCCGGUUGAUUACAUGCACAUCGUCGGAGAGGCCGCUGUAUUCGUUGAGACGGGCGCCAAGCCAGAGCCGCCAGGGAUGACCCUUGUGGUUCCUGAUGGCGACGACGAUGAGCCUUCGGCCGCGGCGGGGCCCAGCCGCCUCGUGGAGAGUAAACCCAACGCCGAGCAGGCGCGGAUGAUCCCGACCCCGAAGCGCAAGGACGGAACUGUUUAUUUUUGUACACCGCUCAAACUUGACGAGCAUCAGAUGGCCACCAUGAACGCACAGAAGCGCGAGCACAACUAUACAGGGCUGUUCAACGUAGGCGAGAAGGACGCCGCCAUCACGAAGUGUUUGACGGACGUCAAGAUGCCGCUCACGGGCCGCUUCUCCGCGGGCAUGGCCUCAGGCGCGCCGCUGCACGCGCCGUUCGGCGCAGUGCCCGCCGGGGGCUUCGCAGGCCCCUGCGGGCAGGCCAAUGGCCCGCUGCCCGGCACCGUGCUGUCCCCGAGGGCGCAGAUGCCCGCGGCGCAGUCCCCCGGGGAUAAGGCGACCAUCGUGUCCCACCAAGGCGGAAGCGGGUCCAACAGCAUGGAGCGUGGCCGCGGCGCCGGGGGUAGCGUCGGAGGCUGUUUAGCGCCCGGCGUUGCCGCCGAAGCGGCCCUGCUGCGCCUGGGGCAGCGCGCGCUGGGCUCCGAGUUGGGGCCGGGGCCGGGGCUGGAGGUGCUGCGACUCUUCGCCGCACGGCCGGAGGAGCUGCGCCUGGACGAGCUCCUGGACGCGGUCAGCGUGCUGCCGCUGGGGCUCUCGCGGGCGGAGGUGCAGGGCGUGUUCUCGCACCUGCGCCGGCCGCUCGGCGCGCCUGGCGGUCCGACGGCCCCUCUCUUCGUCACGGCUUCGACGACUAUUCGGGUGGCCCGGGAUGUCGGCGAGGCAAUGGAGGCGAACGUGGAUAUCCUCAGCGGCAGGGGGGGGGGCAUCAGGAGCGCGCAGAGGGCGUUUCUUCUCGCUAUCGCUGGUGCGAGGCCUCGGCUGAUCUUCCUGCGCGAGCGGUGUCUUUGCCGCCGGGCGCUCGGGGCGCGCGACAUUAAGACCUACAGCGGCUGCGCCAGGCUGCCAACGCAUGCUUGGGGCCGGUUGUCAGCAUCGCGCGAGCUAGUCUCGGCGAAGAUCGAGCGGCGACACUUGCUGGGCCAAGGGGUUGCGCUGACUCAAGCGGCGGGGUUCCUUGGAUGCGACUGGGGCCUCCAAGAUGAUUUACCAGACAUGGGCGUUUCAAGCGGCUUCGGCGGCGCCGCUGCGCUCGCCCGCGGCGCGGCCGACGAUCCGACCGACGCAGGCGGCCUGUGUCUCGCGCAGAGGCUCAGCGAGGCUGGCAGGGUCUGCCCAUCAACGUCGCAGAUGCUUUUCCGACGCUUGCCGCGGACGGGGUCGACGGCCAAGGGCGCGUCGAUUUAG
Prorocentrum cordatum is the source of this 1995-nucleotide messenger RNA. The record is from the annotation of a GenBank genome assembly. NCBI's taxonomy places the organism in Eukaryota, Dinophyceae, Prorocentrales, Prorocentraceae.